CUGAGAGCGCCCUUACACAAUCUCCGCUGCCAAAACAGACCCUGCUCAUCCCAUCUAGAUGGUCUUCUCUCGAGGGCUUGAGACUCUCGAACGGUCCAGACUCUACCACAGUUUCCUUUUUCUGUGGCUCAUCUCCCUUGUGAUUUUGAAUUCUGCUUUAAACACGAGCUUAAAUACCGCAGGUGUAAAGAUUAAGGGUCAGCCUCCUCCCGGGGCUGCCAUAGUUUUCCAGAGGAUCCCAUCCCUCCCCCACUUUUAGGCAGAUCUGCAGUAAGCAAAAGGGAAAGCAGCGUCCCUCUUCCCUCAGCAUCCGGUUAUCACAGAAUGCCAGAGCUGGAACCCUCAGAGCUGCCGCAGCUAAACCGAAGCCCCCAUUUUAAAGCGAAGCCAAGAGGGACACGGUGCCUUUUCCAGCUCCCUCCAUGAUCUGCCAAUAACUACGGGCGUCCCUGCCCCGAGAAGAAACAGUGAAGAGGGGAUGAGGCAGCGCUGAAGCACGGAGCGUCGACCCAGACCCUGGCUGGGAGGCCGGUCAGACCCGGGCCGGGCCUGCCCCUCGGCUUCGCCGGCGGGAGCAGCGGCGGCUCAGGCGCGCCGCGGGCAGCCGCUGGGGCCUUUCCUGCGCCGGCGCCGGGGGCCUCCUCCGCUCUCCCUCGGCGCCGGGAACAUGGCGGCGGCUGGGGCGUGGGUGCUGCUGCGAGGAGCCGUCCGGGAGCUGCUGCGGCUGCCGCUCGCGGGGGCCGCCCCCGGCCCGGAGCGCGGCUUCAGCCUCUCUCACAGUCGGGGCACGGUCAUCGUGGAGCGCUGGUGGAAGGUACCGUUGGCUGGAGACGGCCGGAAGCCGCGCCUGCACCGGCGACACCGCGUCUACAAGCUGGUAGAGGACACGAAACACGGGCCCAAAGGCAACCUGGAGCUCAUCCUCACCCAGUCGGUGGUAGGACUUGGAGUCCGGGGUGACCUGGUCUCAGUGAAGAAACCUUUGGGCCGGAAUCGACUGUUGCCUCAAGGUCUGGCUGUAUAUGCAUCCCCUGAAAACAAGAAACUCUUUGAAGAGGAGAAAUUGCUGAGACAAGAAGGAAAAUUAGAGAGGAUCCAGACCAGGGCGGGUGAGAUGACAGUGACGUUUCUCAAAAGCUGUCACCUGGAGGUGGGGAUGAAAAACAACGUCAAAUGGGAACUAAACCCUGAAAUAGUUGCCCGCCAUUUCUUCAAAAAUCUUGGUGUUGUGGUCGCCCCGCAUGCAUUAAAGUUACCAGAAGAACCCAUUACACAGUGGGGCAAGUACUGGUGUGAGGUGACGUGCGAGGCUGCGUCAGGUGUGCCCACUGCUGCGUCCGGUCGUGUGGCGCUGCUCCAGCUUCCUGAUCAAGAGGAAGAAGAAGACACCCAGCACCCAGCCAGAUAACCGAAGGCUCACAACUCCUUCUGCUACAACAGGCUUGUUUCACCGCAAGACUGUGGGCAUGGGUGGGCACGGGUGGGCACCGAGCUGCUGACCAAAGGCAUGGUGCAGUGGUGGUCAGGAAGCAGAGAUCCGGCCAGCGAAACCCCGCCACCUCCUGCAUGAGGACUGCUGUCAACAAGAAUGCCCGGGCCACCCUCAGUAGCACCAGGCACACGACCCGCAAGAGCAAGUACCGCCCAGAUGUGCACAUGGCUGCCAGAAGCCUGUGCCGGUGAAGAGGGAGCCGCCCCCACCAAGAGCUCCUGAGCACCUGCCCCCACCUCGAAAGCAAUAAAGAUGUCAACCACACCAAUCUAUCAGUAAAAUAUAAAAAAUAAAACAAAA
Molecule: messenger RNA, 1792 nt
Organism: Felis catus (domestic cat)
Lineage: Eukaryota; Metazoa; Chordata; Mammalia; Carnivora; Felidae
Gene: MRPL9
Product: mitochondrial ribosomal protein L9
Exons: 7
Coding region: 668-1408 (246 amino acids)
Biological process (GO): translation
Cellular component (GO): mitochondrion; ribosome
Molecular function (GO): structural constituent of ribosome
Source: RefSeq, a predicted model, not a curated record